Protobothrops mucrosquamatus (brown spotted pit viper) is the source of this 2143-nucleotide messenger RNA. RefSeq names its product NUAK family kinase 2 (gene NUAK2). Bases 1 to 1941 code for a protein of 646 amino acids. NCBI's taxonomy places the organism in Eukaryota, Metazoa, Chordata, Lepidosauria, Squamata, Viperidae. Gene Ontology annotation, cellular component: cytoplasm. The transcript is spliced from 7 exons. Gene Ontology annotation, molecular function: protein serine/threonine kinase activity; ATP binding; tau-protein kinase activity. The record is from RefSeq and is a predicted model, not a curated record. Gene Ontology annotation, biological process: intracellular signal transduction; microtubule cytoskeleton organization; protein phosphorylation.
AUGGAGCAUGUCCCGCCUUCCGAUGCUCCGGCGGGGGUCUCCCCGUUCAAAGAUGGGCUUUUCCCGUUCCCUAAGGCGCCGAUGAAAAAGCAAGCGGUAAAGCGGCACUACCACAAGCACAACCUGCGGCAUCGCUACGAGUUCCUGGAGACGUUGGGCAAAGGCACCUACGGCAAAGUGAAGAAGGCGAGGGAGCGAUCCGGCAAGCUGGUUGCUAUCAAGUCUAUCCGGAAAGAUAAAAUCAAGGAUGAGCAGGAUCUUCUCCACAUCCGAAGGGAAAUUGAAAUCAUGUCUUCUCUCAAUCAUCCACACAUCAUUGCUGUUCAUGAAGUAUUUGAAAACAGUAGCAAGAUUGUCAUUGUGAUGGAAUAUGCCAGCAAGGGAGAUCUUUAUGAUUACAUUAGUGAGCGCCAGAGAUUGACGGAGCAGGAAGCUCGGCACUUCUUCAGGCAAGUGGUGUCGGCAAUCUAUUAUUGUCAUAAGAAUGGAAUUGUUCAUAGAGAUCUGAAGUUAGAAAAUAUUCUUUUGGAUACAAAUGGAAACAUCAAGAUUGCAGACUUUGGCCUUUCCAAUGUUUUCCAACAAGAUAGGCUUCUUCAAACAUUCUGUGGCAGCCCCCUCUAUGCAUCUCCUGAGAUAGUUAACGGAAGGCCUUACAAAGGACCUGAGGUUGACAGCUGGUCUCUUGGCGUUCUUCUCUAUAUUUUGAUCCAUGGCACAAUGCCAUUUGAUAGCCAUGAUUAUAAGACACUGGUAAAACAGAUUACAAGAGGAGAUUACAAAGAGCCCACCAAACUUUCAGAUGCCUGUGGCUUGAUCCGAUGGAUGCUAAUGGUGAAUCCAGAACGCCGAGCUACCGUUGAGGACAUAGCCAGCCAUUGGUGGAUCAACUGGGGUUACAAAGUACCAGUUGGGGAACAGGAGUCCGUGCGAGAGGAUGAAUCUCCAUUGGCUACUGUUGCAGAUUGGCUUCGCCGCUCCUCCAGGCCUUUGUUUGAAAAUGGCUCCAAGAUGCGGUGCUUCUUUAAACAACAUAUCCCUGGUGUCACGUUGGAGAAGCAGCGUUCACUCAAGAAGUCAAAAAAGGAGAAUGACGUGUCUCAUGCUGUGCAAGAAACAGGCUUAGCACCAGAGAACCAAUCCAAAUCAAUCCUAAAGAGACCUAAAGGCAUAUUGAAAAAGAGAAACUCUUGUGAGAAGUCCCAGGGUCCUUCUUCAACUGUGGUAGCUCCUCUUGAUAUGCAGAAAGAAGACAAUACUAGACCUGCAGUUGAGCUAGCUUGUGUCCUGUCUUCCAGAUCCUUGGCCCACAAUACAGAGGAUGUUGUAGCUGUCCCUCCAGUGCCCAAGAAAGGAAUUCUGAAAAAGACACCGAAGAGAGAGUCUGGCUAUUACUCAUCUUCAGAGCGUAGUGAAUUUGCAGAUGUUUUAGACUCUGAAAACAUAGACCUCAAUUCCAGUGUCUUUGUGGGCACUCCCUCCUCCUCUCAGAACUCCAGUGACAAUCAGGCCAGGCGGAAAGGCAUUUUGAAACAUAAUGGCAAGUAUUCCUCCAGCAGCACUGAGUCAGACGAUGUGCCUGACAAAGUCCUCCCAACGUUUCCUGAGGUGAUCUUGCCCAAGCUGUCCCUAGCCUCUCGCAUUUGCCCAUCAAGCGCUGUGAGUGAAGAUAGCAUCCUUUCCACAGAGUCCUUUGACCAGCUUGAUUUGCCUGAUCGAAUGCCAGGAAGUGGAGGGGUCUCCAUGCGUGGCUCUGUCUCUGCAGAUGACCUCUUGCAACUUGAGGAAGGAGAUGGGGAAACCAAAGGUCGCCGACUCAGACGCUGGACAGUGACUCAGUGCCAAAAACCCCUUGCAGACAGUUGUUUCUCUCUGGCAGACUGUGAUAAUGUUACUGAAGUCUACAAACGGGCUGUGACUAUCAGCAUGAAACUAAGCUGAUGGACUCAUUGCCAAUAAGGACCACUGACACAUGUUUGCUAAUCGUGGCAAACAUGUUUUACAGCCCAGAUUCUGGCAUUCUCCAAACAAUUUGCACUUCCCAUUCAGAUAGAUAAAGAACUAAAGAAACAGUCUUUGUCUUCACCCUGACAGGGUUGGGAGGCUAUUUAUUUUUACAUAUUCCUUGUUUUUUUUGAUGAUG